AUGGGCACUUUGGCGGAGGUGACUGCCCCUGGUUUCGGCGAGCUUGUGUCCAGAGAUGGCGUGCCCACCGGGAUCCCCCUGAAAUCGGAACAGGUCGUGAAGUGGGAACAUCAACCUGGACAUAAGCCCUUCAAUAGUUAUCAGCUGCCAAAGUGGGUCAAGCAUCCAGAUGCGCAGAAACCAUCCAUGAUCCUUCAGCCGGAGGACUACAUGGGUUCAAAGAGGAGACAUAACAUCCACAGCUGGAAUGUGGCCCACAUCGGUGCGCAGUGCGCCAUGUUCGAAGGUCAGGGCUUCAAGAUGUUGGAAAAAGCGACCAAAGAGGAGAUCAACGCCCAGGACACCUUAGAAGGCUUCACGCCGCUUCAUUGGGCGGUCCUCUCCGACAACCCCAAGGCAGUGAUUUGGCUGUUGAAUCACAACGCUGACCGCGAGAUCAAAGACAUCCAGGGACGCACUGCGGAAGACCUUAUUGAGGAGAACUGGGGCGACUUUCACCAGCGCUACUGGGGACAUGCUCCGAAGAAAGAUGGGCUCCCAGACUGUGAGAAGGUGCUUCCAAAGAGGAUCAAACAGAUGAGGGAUGCGUUCAAGGGUAGCUUCUCAGCGAAUGAGUAUGACUUGGAAGGCUACAAAGAUGAUGACAACAAGCUGUACAAAGAUUGGAUCAGCUCAGAUCCCUUUUCCAGGGCUCUGGGUGGUGGUUUGGCUCCACUCUUCGAAUGGCGCGGCUUAAAGCAACCGACGCAUUUGGACUUCCAGCAGUUCUUGGACAGCCUCUCGAUUUCACCCUUGGUACCCCCGACGGUCUUGGAGGUGGCGAGCAAGGCACAUGCUUUGCCCUAUCCUCCUCACUGGUCCGAAGAGCUGGAUGCUGCUUCAGGUGCACUGUAUUUCUAUCACGAACUCCGUGAUGAAUCUUCCUGGCAGCAUCCGCUGACUGAUACCUUUCGCGAGGUGCUGCAACAAGUGGCCACUUUCGCGGAGGAGAAUCGUCGCUUAGAUCAGCUGGCUGUUGGGAUCGAGCAGUCCUUGACCGAAAUCCAGGCUCGGGCUGCUCAGGAUCUACAACAGUGGGUUGGUCCGCUUGGACCAGAGGGGGAACAGUAUUUCUACAACAACAUUACAGGGUGCAGUACCUGGGAAGAUCCCUGUGAGAGAUGGAGAUAUGAUAUCCACGUUCGUUAUGAUCUACUUGUAGGCUUUCUGGUUUCUCAGGAGAGAAGCUCCCGCAGCUGCGCGCGAGAGGCCCUGCCGGACCUGACUCAUACGUUGACCUCCCUGGCCUCGUCGGUGAGCUCCGUGCAGAGCAUCUUAGCCAACUCGCUGACGGCCCCGGCCGGUGCUGAUCCUGAUGAUCCAGAGGCUUCAGGUGCCCGUUGGGCCAGGCCCAGGGCGAGACGCAACGCGUUGCCCCUACCGCCCAAAGCCACUGGCUCCGGGGCCCCGCGGCGUGCAUUGUUCUCGAUGCCGCCGCAUCAGCAGCAAUACGCCUCGCAGGUCUUUCAAAGCCAUCCCUCUGCGGCGCAUGCCAUGCCGGUAGUGGAGGCUGCACCUCCACCGCCUCCCUCGGGGUCCCCCGUGAGGGGCUGGGGAGUCGGUUGA
Cladocopium goreaui is the source of this 1605-nucleotide messenger RNA. The record is from the annotation of a GenBank genome assembly. NCBI's taxonomy places the organism in Eukaryota, Dinophyceae, Suessiales, Symbiodiniaceae.